Messenger RNA from Mya arenaria, 2039 nucleotides. RefSeq lists its product as uncharacterized. The coding region runs from base 376 to 1911 and encodes 511 amino acids. The transcript has 12 exons. The record is from RefSeq and is a predicted model, not a curated record. Lineage: Eukaryota; Metazoa; Mollusca; Bivalvia; Myida; Myidae.
AGGUCUAGCUUUGCCCCCUUUCAAAUACGGACUGUACAUGAACAAUGGUCUAACUUAGCCCCUUAGCAAUUUGAUCUUAACAUCAGCACUGUUCUAGCUACGCCCCCUAGCUAAUUGCGCAACCUGAUUGCGGCGUUUAUUACGAUAUAAUAAAACUUGUGACAGUCUCUAUGUUCUCAUUAAGCACAACCAUAUCAUUUUCCUAUUUACCCUGCCAUUCAAGGACGCACUUGAAUGGCUUUAUACGAGUUAUAAACCGCAGAAAUCAUAAUGCAUUUCAUUGGUUUUAAGCGCAAUAUCAGAUAAAGAAACGCGACGAUUUAUACCUGAGUGCAACUGGUAGUUUAUUGAUGUUCGGAUAUCUGGAGUGAUAUAAUGACUCAAUUUAAACGUGUUUGGUUAAUGGACGAUUUUGCUCAAAUCAAAAUGUUUUUGUUUAUAUUUUGUCUUAUAAUUUGUUGUGUUACUUUCGCAUCGGGACAAGACAAUGGCCUACAGAUUGACUUCCACAGGAUAUUGCAGCCUGGAUUAAGUCAAACAAUUUCACAAAUACAGGUUGACAGUUCAAGUACUGACACAUUCCAGGUUAUGUGUAGGGUGAACAAUGUGAAUGAUUUGUUUAAAAUCAGCACAUUGAGUGUACAAUUUAAGGCAAAUGCAAAUGCCCAGGUAUAUACAGACCUUGCCCGAUUGCAGAAUAUUGAUGCCACCGAUACAGUCACAUACCAGAAACCUGUGUUAGCAUCUGGUGCAGGUUCUAUUUGGACUGUAGGGGGAAGUUUUGGUUCAAACAGUUACGGAAAGGAUAGUACCUUGGGCGUGUCUCGUGCAGUUUCUUCUAUAACCUGUAGUAAUACAGUGGAGUACAGAUGUCAUCUUCUUUACUCAAUGCCCGCACCUGGAUAUAAUUAUGCUAGUGGCAUUAUUUCAAAAGAACUUGAUGUUAAAGUUUUACCAACCACCAUCACAAGGCAAGUCUACAACAUGAGUGGUUUGAAUAGCUCAUUUCCCAUAGCCAUUUCUGACAAGAUUGAAUUCUUCUACGUGGGACAAACUGUCAAGAUGGAGUGUUCGGCCAACAUCGGCUCCUACAACGGUACCGCCCAGAUCCGCUGGUUGAAAAGCAACAUUGUACCUGGCAGCCCCCUGGCUCCUUUCUAUAGUCCUGAUGCAGUCCUAGGUGAUCCCCAGUCCACAGGCAAUUGUGUGUAUCAACAGACGGACUCUGUGACUUACAAUAUAAUGGCACAGGAUGCUUCAAGAACGGCUGACAACAGACUUCAUUUCCAAUGCUACGUGUACAUUCCUGGUAGCAUGAACUGGGAAACACAUGAAGACCAAAGACAAAAUUUCAAAUUCAUUGUCUAUAUAACAGAGGAAAGUGGUUCUGAAAGUGCGACAACAGCAGAUCCUAGAAGGGAAACGUCUGGUGAUUACACAGAGCAAGUUACUCAAGUGCCGACCUCAACGGGAACAGUAACCGUAGAACUAUUUGGUGGAGUGGUUGGUGGAGUUGUUGCUCUAGCUGUCGUUGUUGUAGCUGUUGUCUUCAUUUCCAGGAGAUAUUGGGUUCCUUCAAGGCACACUUCAGACAAUACAGAAAAUACUAAAACGCAAUCACAUCCAGUGUUUGAGACACAGACAGCGCCACCUUACGAUAACCUGACUAGCAGAGAGCGAACGGAUUACACAGAAAUAGGCAUGACUGCUGAUGGACCAUUUGGUCCAAACAACGAAACGUCCUCUUAUGAGCGUCUUCACAUCAAAGAAAAUGCCGCAUAUACAGGGCUUGAAAGUAAUAAUGCACAGCGUUAUGAAAAAGAAAUACAACCGAGGCAAACUUAUGCCAGUCCCUAUGAUCAUGUAUAUACAGCGCCAUUGGAACAUCACUACACGCCACUUGGUAUGUAAAUGAUCAUUAUGAAUAGGAAUAUAUUUAGAAUAUGCUUUACAUAAUCGAGGAUUUUCGUUAACAACAAAGUACAAUAUAUGUGUAUGGUUAUGUUCUGUAUAUUUUUUAAAUGUAACACAAUUUACAC